AUGGCGAGCAACGCCAAGUCGAGGUGGGCAGACAGCGCAGAGGACGCAGCCUUGGAUGCAAAACUAAAGCGAGAAAAGGGGGACAAGAAACGUUUGAAAGCCGAAAAGGCGCGCAAAGCCGCCGAGGCGGAACGAUUGGCGCAGCAGGCGAGGGCGGCGAAGAGCAGCAAUGGAACUGAGAACGACGGCGACGUCAACGACAGCACACGGCCAGCGAAACGGCGCAAGUUCACGCCCGACGCAGAAGACGGGACAACAACAGCCAAUGGCGACAACGGUGCGCCACCAGAUGCAAAAGAGGGCGCGGCGAAGCUCAUGCGCUUCCCCGUCGGCCACUGGGGCAAGUGCCGGAGCGUGGAGAACUACGACAAGCUCAACGAUAUCGAGGAAGGCACAUACGGCUGGGUAUCGCGGGCCAAGGAAGCUUCUAGUGGCAAGGUCGUUGCGCUCAAGAGGUUGAAGAUCGAACCAAGUGAUCGCAACGGGCUGCCUGUGACGGGGCUGCGAGAGAUACAGAUCCUGCGAGACUGCAGCCAUCGCAAUAUCGUCAACCUUGAGGAGGUUGUUGUGGGGGACGACACCUCAAAGAUUGAAAAUAUCUUCCUAGUACUAGAGUUCGUCGAACACGACCUUAAGAGCAUCCUAGAAGACAUGCCCGAACCCUUCCUCCUCUCCGAAGUCAAAACCCUCCUCCGGCAACUAACCGCCGGCGUCGCCUACCUCCACGACAACUGGAUCCUCCACCGCGACCUCAAAACCUCGAACCUCCUCCUCAACAACCGCGGCCAGCUCAAGAUAGCAGACUUUGGCAUGGCACGGUACGUCGGCGACCCGGCCCCGAAGCUGACCCAGCUCGUCGUGACGCUGUGGUAUCGCUCGCCCGAGCUGCUUCUCGGCGCGAAGGCCUACGGCAAGGCCGUCGAUAUAUGGAGCGUGGGCUGCAUCUUUGGCGAGCUCCUGACGCGGGAGCCGCUGUUGCAAGGCACCAACGAGGUCGACCAGGUGACCAAGAUUUUUGAGCUCUGCGGCGUGCCGACGCAGGAGAAGUGGCCCUCGUUCAGGAGCCUGCCCAACGCGCGGUCUCUGCGAUUUCCUAAGACGCCCAAUGUCACAGGGUCCAUGAUUCGGACCAAGUUUACCACACUGACGAAUGCCGGAUGUAAGUUGCUCAACGACCUGCUUUCGUUGAACCCGGAUUCGAGGCCGUCGGCCAAGGAGAUGCUGGAGCACAAAUAUUUUAGGGAGGAUCCGAAGCCCAAGAAGGAGGGCAUGUUUCCAACGUUCCCCAGCAAAGCUGGCCAGGAGAAGAGGCGAAGACAUGAACCGAAUGCUCCCGUCCGCGGGCAGAAUGCAGCAGAUCUGGGUGAUGUCGACUUUAGCGGCAUCUUCCAGGGCAGAGACAAGGAAGAGAAAGGCGGUGGAUUCUCACUCAGGAUGGUGUAA
Messenger RNA from Colletotrichum costaricense, 1443 nucleotides. RefSeq lists its product as uncharacterized. Gene Ontology annotation, molecular function: ATP binding; protein serine/threonine kinase activity. The transcript has 2 exons. Lineage: Eukaryota; Fungi; Ascomycota; Sordariomycetes; Glomerellales; Glomerellaceae. Gene Ontology annotation, cellular component: nucleus. Bases 1 to 1443 code for a protein of 480 amino acids. Gene Ontology annotation, biological process: protein phosphorylation; regulation of mitotic cell cycle. The record is from RefSeq and is a predicted model, not a curated record.